UGUGGCUGGAUAUGUUUGCUCCCCGAGGAGAUGUGGAAAUCCUGGGAUUGUUGGGAAAUACUUUUAUUUUUGGAACAGAUACAGUGAGUGUGUGAUCUCCGUCCCUCCCUGUAACGCUGCUAUAAAGGCCGGGUAGUGACAGACUGGGCUCACACACAGCGUGAGGACAACAUGAUUUCUGCCAGCCUGAUCGUUCUGGGUCUCAGUCUGUGCUUCCUGGGAGCCAGGGCUACGGAUCCGGCAGGUGAGUUAACCCAGAACUAUCCAAUCCUUAUUCAAUCUGUGAGGCUUGAUGAACCUAAGGUCCAGGGCUUAUACAGGGAACCUGGAACCGUGAAUUCACCCAUUCACCAACCCCAUGUGAAGAAUGAAGGGGGUCUCAAACCUAUAACAUGCCUCGGGCAUGUUUGGGCACUCUCUAACACAAUGGUGGCCAAAAGGUAGAUCGUCCUCUGUUGUACAACUUCCACAAUGCUAUGCCAGCUGGAGUCUAUCAUUUGCCCAUGUUUGCAGGGUUGUGUUUGUGAUUGAAUGUAGUCAUGUUUUUGCAUGAAGUAUGUGUGCACGCGUGUAGAGCUGUAUUUGUAUGAACCGGUGUCACUGGAAUGCAGUGGAGUACUUCUAGGCAAUGCUUGCAUUGAACACUGACAUACAAAAACACUGACACACAUAUAAACAGAGUGAUACAUACAGAGAUACACACACUGACAUACACAAACACUAACAUAUUCAUACACAGAUACACACACGUCGUAAUUGUUAUAUUUUCAGCCACCUUUUUGUUAACAAACAUUUUAUGUGCAGGAGGGUGGCUUCCUUCCUUGUGUCCUGCUGGCUGAGGCUGAUAGGAGUGUGGGGGUGACAGGAGCCGGGUCUCCACUUGCCCUCCAAUCCUGUAAUUCCUCAUCCUCUCUUCCACGUGGUGCUCUCUCUGUAGCUGGGCUCUCACUUUCUCCAGCUCUGGCUGCCGGUAGUACAGGGUCCCGGUCAUGCUGUUAAAGGGCCGCGGCACCUGACCUUAGGGUGAACCGAUGGUCCCCCAAGCAUGCGUACUUUUGCCUCUGUCCUGUAUAGUAACAGAAUAGCAUGUCCUGUCCUGUAUAGUAACAGAGAAUAGCGUGUCGUGUCCUGUAUAGUAACAGAGAAUAGCAUGUCCUGUCCUGUAUAGUAACAGAGAGUAGCGUGUCGUGUCCUGUAUAGUAACAGAGAAUAACGUGUCCUGUAUAGUAACAGAGAAUAGCGUGUCCUGUAUAGUAACAGAGAAUAGUGUGUCGUGUCCUGUAUAGUAACAGAGAAUAGCGUGUCGUGUCCUGUAUAGUAACAGAGAAUAGCAUGUUGUGUCCUAUAUAGUAACAGAGAAUAGCAUGUCGUGUCCUGUAUAGUAACAGAGAAUAGCGUAUUGUGUUCUGUAUAGUAACAGAGAAUAGCAUGUUGUGUCCUAUAUAGUAACAGAGAAUAGCGUAUUAUGUCCUGUAUAGUAACAGAGAAUGGCGUGUCAUGUCCUGUAUAGUAACAGAGAAUAGUGUGUCCUGUAUAGUAACAGAGAAUAACGUGUCCUGUAUAGUAACAGAGAAUAUCAAGUCGUGUCCUGUAUAGUAACAGAGAAUAGCGUGUCGUGUCCUGUAUAGUAACAGAGAAUAGUGUGUCCUGUAUAGUAACAGGGAAUAGCGUGUCCUGUAUAGUAAAACAGAAUAGUAUGUCCUGUAUAGUAACAGAGAAUAGUGUGUUGUGUCCUGUAUAGUAAAAGAGAAUGGUGUGUCCUGUAUAGUAACAGGGAAUAGCGUGUCCUGUAUAGUAACAGAGAAUAGCGUGUCCUGUAUAGUAACAGAGAAUAGCAUGUCGUGUCCUGUAUAGUAACAGAGAAUAGCGUGUCCUGUAUAGUAACAGGGAAUAGCGUGUCCUGUAUAGUUAAAGAGUAUAGCGUGUCGUGUCCUGUAUAGUAACAGAGAGUAGCGUGUCCUGUAUAGUAACAGAGAAUAGCAUGUCGUGUCCUGUAUAGUAACAGAGAAUAGCGUGUCCUGUAUAGUAACAGGGAAUAGCGUGUCCUGUAUAGUAACAGAGAAUAGCAUGUCGUGUCCUGUAUAGUAACAGAGAAUAGCGUGUCAUGUCCUGUAUAGUAACAGAGAAUAGCGUGUCCUGUAUAGUAACAGAGAAUAGUGAGUCGUGUCCUGUAUAGUAACAGAGAAUAGCCUGUCAUGUCCUGUAUAGUAACAGAGAAUAGCAUGUGUUCCUGUAUAGUAAAAGAGAAUAGUGUGUCCUGUAUAGUAACAGGAAUAGCGUGUUGUGUUCUGUAUAGUAAAAGAGAAUAGUGUGUAACAGAGAAUAGUGUGUCCUGUAUAGUAACAGAGAAUAGCGUGUGUGUUCUGUAUCGUAACAGAGAAUAGUGUGUCGUGUAUAGUAACAGAGAAUAGCAUGUCGUGUCCUGUAUAGUAACAGAGAGUAGCGUGUCGUGUUCUGUAUAGUAACAGAGAAUAGUGUGUCCUGUAUAGUAACAGAGAAUAGCGUGUCGUGUUCUGUAUAGUAACAGAGAAUAGCGUGUCGUGUUCUGUAUAGAGAAUAGCGUGUCCUGUAUAGUAACAAAGAAUAGCGUGUCCUGUAUAGUAACAGAGAAUAGCGUGUCGUGUCCUGUAUAGUAAAAGAGAAUAGUGUGUCCUGUAUAGUAACAGAGAAUAGCGUGUCGUGUUCUGUAUAGUAACAGGGAAUAGCGUGUCCUGUAUAGUAACAGAGAAUAGCGUGUCGUGUCCUGUAUAGUUAAAGAGUAUAGCGUGUCGUGUCCUGUAUAGUAACAGAGAAUAGCGUGUCCUGUAUAGUAACAGGGAAUAGCGUGUCGUGUUGUGUAUAGUAACAUAGAAUAGUGUGUCCUGUAUAGUAACAGAGAAUAGCGUGUCGUGUCCUGUAUAGUAAAGAGAAUAGCGUGUCGUGUUCUGUAUAGUAACAGGGAAUAGCGUGUCCUGUAUAGUAACAGAGAAUAGCGUGUCGUGUCCUGUAUAGUUAAAGAGUAUAGCGUGUCGUGUCCUGUAUAGUAACAGAGAGUAGCGUGUCCUGUAUAGUAACAGAGAAUAGCGUGUCCUGUAUAGUAACAGGGAAUAGCAUGUCGUGUCCUGUAUAGUAACAGAGAAUAGCGUGUCGUGUCCUGUAUAGUAACAGAGAAUAGCAUGUCGUGUCCUGUAUAGUAACAGAGAAUAGCAUGUCGUGUCCUGUAUAGUAACAGAGAAUAGCAUGUCGUGUCCUGUAUAGUAACAGAGAAUAGCAUGUCGUGUCCUGUAAAGUAACAGAGAAUAGCAUGUCGUGUCCUGUAUAGUAACAGAGAAUAGCGUGUCGUGUCCUGUAUAGUAACAGAGAAUAGCAUGUCGUGUCCUGUAUAGUAACAGAGAAUAGCGUGACAGAUUCAUCUGUAUUGCUGGUUCGUCUGUUUCCCUUUGUUCGCUGGAUUUCCUGUUCGUAUACCCCCGUUCGUGUAAUUUGCAAACUACCGAUUGAAACUACCGAACAAACGACCACCCAGGAGAGGAGUGUGCUGCUGGUUAACCUCUUGGACCCAAUUAGAACGUUGUGGUUAACCGCAGACACCUCUCCAUUCCAUUCGUACGGGUGGUCGUCGUUCGCAUGUCGACCACGAGGCAGCGGCCAUUUUGGGACAUACGAACGCAUAGCGGUGUUCGGUACAAAUUAUAUGGAACUAAAACGGACACUUAAACUACCGAACACCGCUGGAAGCUGCUGCCUACCUUCCAUUUCGACAAGGCAUGCGAACAUCGGUCGUUUGGGAGUUUUUAUUCAUUCGUAUGGACUUUCACCCAGACAGCCAUCCCAUGGAGUCAUUCGUAUACCGAAGGACUGGUGAAAGACUUUGACUCCAUGGCGAUUCGACUAGAUACAUCGGAUCUGAGCGCUAUUCGGUGAAAACAUGCACUCAGAUCCAGGCUGUCUGGGGAUACGUUACACAAACUAUAUUCAUUCGGUAUUCCUUCAGUUAUGUAUUUUAAUGUAUUUUUUCUACUGUAAUGUAAAAUGGCGAUUGUCUCUACCCUGGGAGAUAAUUAGGUUUCUUCCUAAUUAUUUCCGGGGUAGAGAAGAUGGAUUUAUGGGUAAAAUGGGAAGGGCUUAUAUUGAAGCCACUGCGAUUGGCUACUGUCUAAUAUAUUGUACAGUCUUCCACAAGGUCCACCUUGUGGAGACCUGCAUAAAUACCGGGCAGGUAGCCCCCAUUAAACAGAUCUUCAUUUGACCCUCAAGACGGAGCUUGGUCUCGUUUGUGGGGGGAAUUAUUACUGGGACAGCGCUUUCAUUAUUUUUAGCUGUGGAAGGCGUUCGACUGUUUUGCUGAUCGGGAGUUGCCGUAUUCGUGGACUUCGUUCGGGAGUUUGGCGGUCGGCUGGAUUUAAACUGCAUUUCUGGAGAAGGGGAUUAUUUACUAAACGGCGGCUUCAUCUACCUGGCGGUUCGUGUCUUAACAAAUAGCAUGUCCUGUAUAGUAACAGAGAAUAGCAUGUCGUGUCCUGUAUAGUAAAAGAGAAUAGUGUGUCCUGUAAAGUAACAGAGAAUAGCGUGUCCUGUAUAGUAACAGGGAAUAGCGAGUCAUGUCCUGUAUAGUAACAGAGAAUAGCAUGUCGUGUCCUGUAUAGUAAAAGAGAAUAGUGUGUCCUGUAUAAUAACAGAGAAUAGCAUGUCGUGUCCUGUAUAGUAAAAGAGAAUAGUGUGUCCUGUAUAGUAACAGAGAAUAGCGUGUCGUGUUCUGUAUAGUAACAGAGAAUAGCGUGUCGUGUCCUGUAUAGUAAAAGAGAAUAGCGUGUCGUGUCCUGUAUAGUAACAGAGAGUAGCGUGUCGUGUUCUGUAUAGUAACAGAGAGUAGCGUGUCGUAUCCUGUAUAGUAACAGAGAAUAGUGUGUCCUGUAUAGUAACAGAGAAUAGCAUGUCGUGUCCUGUAUAGUAACAGAGAGUAGCGUGCCCUAUAUAGUAACAGAGAAUAGCGUGUCGUAUCCUGUAUAGUAACAGAGAGUAGCGUAUCCUGUAUAGUAACAGAGAAUAGCAUGUCGUGUCCUGUAUAGUAACAGAGAAUAGCGUGUCCUGUAUAGUAACAGAGAAUAGCGUGUCGUAUCCUGUAUAGUAACAGAGAGUAGCGUGUCCUGUACAGUAACAGAGAAUAGCAUGUCGUGACCUGUAUAUUAACAGAGAAUAGCGUGUCGUGUCCUGUAUAGUAACAGAGAAUAGUGUGUCCUGUAUAGUAACAGAGAAUAGCGUGUCCUGUCCUGUAUAGUAACAGAGAAUAGCGUGUCGUGUCCUGUAUAGUAACAGAGAAUAGCGUGUCGUGUUCUGUAUAGUAACAGAGAAUAGCAUGUUGUGUCCUGUAUAGUAAAAGACAAUAGUGUGUCCUGUAUAGUAACAGGGAAUAGCGUGUCGUGUCCUGUAUAGUAACAGAGAAUAGUGUGUCCUGUAUAGUAACAGAGAGUAGCGUGUCGUAUCCUGUAUAGUAACAGAGAAUAGUGUGUCCUGUAUAGUAACAGAGAAUAGCGUGUCGUAUCCUGUAUAGUAACAGAGAGUAGCGUGUCCUGUAUAGUAACAGAGAAUAGCGUGUCGUGACCUGUAUAUUAACAGAGAGUAGCGUGUCAUAUCCUAUAUAGUAACAGAGAAUAGUGUGUCCUGUAUAGUAACAGAGAAUAGCAUGUCCUGUCCUGUAUAGUAACAGAGAAUAGCAUGUCGUGUUCUGUAUAGUAACAGAGAGUAGCGUGUCGUAUCCUGUAUAGUAACAGAGAAUAGUGUGUCCUGUAUAGUAACAGAGAAUAGCAUGUCGUGUCCUGUAUAGUAACAGAGAGUAGCGUGCCCUGUAUAGUAACAGAGAAUAGCGUGUCGUAUCCUGUAUAGUAACAGAGAAUAGUGUGUCCUGUAUAGUAACAGAGAAUAGUGUGUCCUGUAUAGUAACAGAGAAUAGUGUGUUCUGUAUAGUAACAGAGAAUAGUGUGUCCUGUAUAGUAACAGGGAACAGCGUGUCGUGUCCUGUAUAGUAACAGAUAAUAGUGUGUCGUGUCCUGUAUAGUAACAGAGAAUAGCGUGUUGUGUGGUAUCGUUGUGUAGAAUUUCGCCAAUAUAAUGGAUGCAACCAGUCGUUUUGGAAAGCAAUCUGAGCUUUAUUAGGCCACACUCGGCUUUUUAUACAGUGUCCCUAGCAUGGAGUUUCUAAGACAAAAUCACAGGGUUUCCUUCCCACAAGCCAUUGUGUUUGAGAUGACUGAGCACCGACGAACGCAUACCCUGGAUUUUUACGACAUGAAUGCUUGCCUUGUUCGGUACUUUCUUACUCCAGCUGGUCGGGAGUAUGAAUGGGCAAGGGUACGAGUUUCAGCGGGGUUCACGAGCUUGUGUAGUCAACUCAAAGAUCCAUGCCAUUAAUGACCAUAUAAUGGUUCCUGCGUUCGGUAGACAAGAUGGCCGCUGUAACGGACCGUUUUGCACACAAGGGGUAAAAACCGUUUAGGCGAUCGGCCCCCUUUCCAGAGAUACAGGCACAGCUACUGCAGAACAUCAAACUCCCAUACUGGAUACAAAAUAGCACUCCAACUCCCGAACUGGAACCUCCCAAAUAGCUGCUAGCAGACGAACAGGAAAAGCAGACAAUCAGCUUACACUCCUGGCAAUCAGUCUCUAACAGCAUACAGUGAAUCCCCCAAGAACGAGACAAGGCUCCGUGUUGAGGGUCAAGCAGUGGUCUGAGGUGCUGGCACACCCAGCCUGGUUUUAUUACAGUGUUUCAAAUACAGGACCACCCACAGGGAGGGAUAAAACAACCAAUCAUAUCACAGUUACAUCCCACAUAUUCCCUCCCCUUAUCCUGAGAGGAAACUCAAUUAUACAAACAGUUAAAACAUACUUUCUACCCAACUCUCAUAACUCCAAAACCAUACAUCACAUUCACAUAAAAUUACAUAUUCUCAAUCAAUCCAUUCAGGGGAACAACAUAUUCAAAAAUGGCACAAAUCAGACAAAGGGUUCAAAAGUUAGUAAAAAGUCCUUUGUGACUAAAUGAAGCAUGGCUUUCUGGCCCAAACCAGUUUCAGAGUCUUCUAUCCUGGAGAUAAGUAAUUCAAUUAUCUCCCAGGACAGACACAAGACUCCAUUAAGCACAUGGUUGCAAAAAGACACAAAACACUUUAAAAUACAUAAAGUCACCUUUUAUACAUACAGAAUACAGUUUAAUCGCCAUGGAGCCAAAGUCUUUACAAUCAGUUUCAUACAAAUGGGCUCCAUGGGAUUCCUAUCUGGGGUAUAACACAUGCAAACAAAUCUACCGAACCCCAGGCAGAAAAGCACGAAUUAAACUUUUCUGCAGGUAAAAAAGAUGUCUUUUAACAGGGGGCCAUAGUCCAAAGGCAGCAGGCGAGUAACCAGGCUUCUCCAAUGCAAUGUGGCGAGAUUGGUCUCGUCACAGCCGCCAGUCCUGAUAACACGUGUGUUCAUAUAUGCAAAUGAAGGCCACCCAGUGAAGCACUUGAGGUGAUGGUUUGUGGUUAACAUCCAGGGGUUGUCGGUGAUUACAAGGUGUUAACAAGGGGGACAACCACUUCUGUCGGUAACUGAACAGAAGGUAACGGAUAGCCGAACACAAGGGAACAAUUAUCAGGUAGUGAUUCCAUUCGAAUGCAAGGGGAUAUCAGAUGAAACAAAGUACAAAUAAGGGAACACGCACAGGGAGUCCCAUGGAAACGGAUCAAUACUUUGAUACAUUUUUCUACAUUUCUUGACCUCACACCAUACUGCAGUAUCUCCUAAAUAUGCUUUAUUAACCCCACGCCUGCUGCAUUAACCCCACACCUGCUGCAAUAAUCCCUAACCAAGCUGUUUUUGUAAAUAAGUCAGAGAAACCCCUCAGCCAACAAGCUAGAGAGAUACAGAUACAAACAAACACAUAUGUAUUUUUCAAUGUUUCACACAGACAUUCCUGUAAAAUGCUUUAAUCAAUUAUUACCCAUUAUGUCUGAAUAAUGAUAUUUUUUGGUUCCUUUUCCUGAUGUAGAGAAGCCGGGCAUUUGUCCUUUGGACGUUGAUUACCCACGAUGUGACUCGGUGAAUGCAAACAAUCAGGACAACGGAUGUCAGAAAGACAGCGACUGCGAGGGGGAAAAAAAGUGCUGCUUUUCUGGCUGUCAGAAACAGUGCCUCCUGCCUCUGAAAGGUGUGGAACCUGACACAUAAAACAUACUACUGCCAUGUUUGGAAUGUUCUGAAUGUCACUUAUUGACACAAUAGUCUAUAGUGUACAUAAUGUAACAAAGCACUAAAAUGUGACAAGCUGAGAAAGCCUAUCUAGCAUUAAUGCUGUCUAUAACUAAUACAGGGUGAAAAGAGUCUAAACUCUACCAGUUUCAGCCUUUCACAUACCUGUUACUAUUCUUGCUGUUGUCCCAAAAGAAAGUGAAAAACCCAUUUUGAAGUGAUUUUCAAUUUUGUCCCAAAUUGAGGGGAAAAAAUCCUUGACUGUAAAAUGACAGAUUUCUUCUUCGAUCACUAAGCUUUUACCCUACAUAUUAAGUAUUGUAUCCUUGAAUAUUGUUUGAAAAUCUGUAAAGAAUCUGAUAAGUCAAUUAAGAACUGAGAAUCCAAUAUAUUUAGUGUUCUUAAUGCAUAUAAUUAUUUUCUUUGUCAUAGGUGAAAUCUCUUUUAUUGAAGUUUACAUGGGUGACAUCUUACCCUGUGUAUAGCCCUACUAAUGUACAGGUUAUAAGAGAUGUUUGUAAUGGCUUUGUUUAUAUUUAUAUAACAUUAUCAUAUCCCCUCUGAGUUGACUUAUUUAAGUAAACACGUUGUCAUGCUCUCGAUCAGGUCAGUUAGGAGACGAUUAUAGGAGAUAUCAAAUUGCAUCAAUGUCCAGAAGGUGGGUUUUGCAGGAUUGUAUUAAUAAAGGUAGUCCGGAUAAUUCUAUAGCAAUCCAAGUAGGGAGGGUACAGAGUUAAAUGCGGGUAAGUACAGGAGAGCCGGUAAUAAUCCAAGUAGGAUGCGAUGCAGGUAAGUACAGGAGAGCCGGUAAUAAUCCAAGUAGGAUGCAAUGCAGGUUCAUAAACAAAGUGAUUUAACUCCUAAAUGACAGUGAAUUGUGCAGUGAGACUGCCGGGGAAUGAUCUAUACACUAAAACUGCUUUAUUUAGCUAAAGUAAUUUAGGUGACUAUAGUGUUCCUUUAACUUCAAUGUAAAGGCCCCUUACUUAGUUGGGUGUGGCCAUUUAUAGCAGAACUUGUUUCAUAAGAUACAGGUGAGUAUGAGACUAGUGGCUAGGGAGGCCACUAGAGGUGAAAACCAGGAAUCGCAUUUAAAGGGACGGUAAGAAAUUAAAAAGUCUUGCUUGUCGGUAUAAGAACCUGACACACGUUUAAGUUUCAUUUCCAUAAUAAAUUGUGUAGUCCAUCUUAACAUUCUUCUUUAAAUCAGGUGCCCAAAUUUGUACCGUAUAGUCAAGGUGGGUUUUUAUCAUGAAUUUACCUAGACAUAGAAUUAAUCAAUACAUGUUUUUAUACUUAACAAUACCUUACUGGUAGAGUUGAGCGAACCCGAACUGAAAAGCUUGGGUUCAUACCGAACAUUACGGUUCUUGGACCCACGGACCCGAACACGGACAUUUCAGUGCUAAAAAGUAAAAAGUAAAUUUGGGGUGUGCACUUCAUAUCUGAGAGUCAAAUAGAACCGUCAAAUACUGCUGUGACAUUGCAGUUUGCCUAAUUCAAAUUCUUUAGCUACUAAAAAGUUAAUUUGGGUCCUGCCUUUCAUAUCUGAGAGUCAAAUAGAACUGUCAAAUACUGCUGUGACAUAGCAGUUUUAAAAAUUCUAAUUGUUUUGGUGCUAAAAAGUAAAUUUGGGGUGUGCACUUCAUAUCUGACAGCCAAAUAGAACCGUCAAAUACUGUGGUUACAGUGCAGUUUGCCCAAUUGAAAUUUUUGAGGUGCUGAAAAGAAAAUUUGGGGAGUGCACUUCAUACCUGAGAGUCAAAUAGAACCGUCAAAUACUGUGGUUACAGCACAGUUUUAAAAAUUCUAAUUCUUUUGGUGAUAAAUAGUACAUUUGAGGUGUGAACUUCAUAUUGUGCCAGACAAUUUACCUGUGCAUGGCUUGUGUGAUACAAUAAGUCUACAUCUUAAAAAUGCAAUAACUCACAGAAGAUGGGCGAGAAUUUUUUUGGGUAAAUGGAACUUUGAUUCGAAUUUACUACAUCAGCAUAAGAGGGAGCAGGAUGCAAAAGCGGAGUGGCCGUCCCCUAGCGCUCUUCGGUAUGUACUGGCUCUAGAAAUCCCACAGUUAUCCAAGUAACAGACGGAGUGAUCAAAGGAAUCAUAACUGAUUUAAUGACUCCUAAUGAGCCAUUUCUGUGUAAUGGCUGGGUGUGCUUUCGGCGUUCUCACCCUGCUGCUGCUCACCUGUCUGCGCUGCAGCGUAACUUCGGCCUUCCCGCUCACCGCCUCAUAUGUGUACUCAUUCCAAUUACAGGGCCUGGAAAGAGUCCUGUAUUGUUAUUUAUCAUCACUACCUACCCGCGUCGGGAGUGGGUAAUUUGCGCGCCUGCUGCCUUCCUUGCAUGUGGUAGCCUUUUCUCAGCCUCCCUCUCUGGAAUCGAACCCUGAAUCCCUGUUACCCGUGGUCACCAUGGUAGGCGCAGAAAGUAACAUCGAAAGUUGAUAGGGCAGACAUUCGAAUGCGUAGUCGCCGCCACGGCCACCGCCUCCUCAAACUCCUACUCCACAUCCACCUCCUCCUCCUAGAGCAGGGUGCAAAAGCGGAGCAGCCAUCCUCUAGACAGUACGCCUGCUACUGCACACCGCACCCAGGGACCGAGCACACCAAAGUCAGCUCCAAGGAGUUCCCUGGCAUGGCAGUUCUUCAGACGAUGUGCUGACGACAAGACACGAGUGGUUUGCACACUGUGCAAUCAGAGCCUGAAGCGAGGCAUAAAUGUUCUAAACCUGAGCAAAACCUGCAUGACCAGGCAUCUACAUGCAAAGCACGAGCUGCAGUGGAGUAAGCACCUCAAAAACCAAGGAAGGUCUCAGGCUCCUCCUGCUUCCUCUUCUGCUGCUGUCUCGGCCUCUUCCUCCACCUCUGGAGUGACAGUGGCACCUGACACCCCGCAAACAGAGGAUGUGGCAGCAACGCUACCACGUCCGCCACCAUCCCCAAGCAUCUCCACACUGUCCCAUGGAAGCGUUCAGCUGUCCAUCUCCCAAACACUGGAGAGAAAGACGAAGUACCCCCCUAGCCACCCGCGAUCCCUGGCCCUGAAUGCCAGCAUUUCAAAAUUUGUGGCCUUUGAAAUGCUGUCAUUAUGUCUGGUGGAGACGGACAGUUUUAAAAACCUUGAUGGUGUUAUUGGACUGCUAGAAAUGCACCGAAGGCCGCAAAUGUUUCUUUUUUUAUAAGUCCCAAUAUUUUGGGGGCUACCCCAAUUAAAAAACAAACAAAUAAAAUAAAGUGUUGGCUACCUCCUCCUCCUCCAUCGCCGCUUCCACCUACACCGCCACAGUCACCGCCUCCUCAACCUAUGGGUCACUUAGUAUAAACUAUGUACACAAUAGCAGAGGCUUGUGAAGGCCUUUUCUCCAUGCAUCAGGAGUUGAGCUCAGUUUGAACAAUGAAAGAGAAUACUCUGCACUCCAACCCUCUCUCAAAUGGAUAAUUCUGGUGAUCCUCCUGACAGCCAUGCUUUAGAUUUUGAUUUAUGUUCUUCCAAAGCUAAAAUCAAAGAUUCCAUCUAGUGCUAUUUUAUGGCUCAGCUGUAUUUUUAAUUUGUAUGUAUUUGAUGUUAUUUUAAGUGAUUUCCCUAUCUAAGUGUGUUUGCAGGGCACUUGUCCUAUUCUUACCCCCAUUUUACUUCCUUUUGCAGCCCUCUAGCCCUUUCCAUUACUUUUUUAGAGGCAUUUUAGUGCCCAAAAGUUCAGGUCCCCAUUGACUUCAAUGGGGUUCGGGUUCGGGGUCAAGUUUAGGUCAAGUUCGAGCCCAAACUCGAACUUUUUGACGAAGUUCGGCCGAACUCAAACAUCCAGGUGUCCGCUCAACUCUACUUACUGGUUUUAACAACUGCUACCUGACAUUGUUGCUCUUAAAGGACCACUAUAGUGCCAGGAAAACAUACUCGUUUUCCUGGCACUAUAGUGCCCUGAGGGUGCCCCCACCCUCAGGGUCCCCCUCCCGCCCGGCUCUGGGGAGAGGAAAUGGGUAAAACUUACCUUUUUUCCAGCGCCAGGCUGGGAGCUCUCCUCCUCCUCUCCGCCUCCUCUCCUCCCAUUCGGCUGAAUGAGCGCGCAUUCAGACGGUCUCAUAGGAAAGCAUUUACAAUGCUUUCCUAUGGACUCUAUGGGGGCUCCUUUUGACUCCUAUAGGGUUUCUCUGAAACUGCUAUGUUUAUAAAUAAAAAUGGGUUAACCCUAGAGGGACCUGGCACCCAGACCACUUCAUUAAGCUGAAGUGGUCUGGGUGCCUAGAGUGGUCCUUUAAGUCCUUUUUGUUUAUUCUUUUCCCUAACUCCCUAACCCUAGUUCCAUUUAGGGUAUAAGUUCAUUGUGCAUUCCACAUCGGUAAUGCAUGACUGCAUUUAUCUACAUUCAAUCUCAUCUGCUAUCUAUGUUACUAUAGCACAGACAAUCCAUUCACAUAUUUAUUAGUUUUGUAGUGCUGCCAUGUGUUUUAUUUUCAUGUGUGCAGGGUAAUGUGCACGCCAAGCCAAUGUCUUCACAAGAUGCAGUUAUUUAAAAACUUUCACUGAAUUUUUAAAUAUUUGAUUUUAUUACUAUUUAAAAAAAAUUACUAACGUUUCCACAUUGCAAACAAUCUAAACACCAUUAAAAUUACGAUUUGUUUAUUUAAAUUAAAUGUAAAUUAUUGAAAAAUAGCUAAAACAGAUUGCAGUGGAAACUAAUUCCAGAAUUCUAGAAAUUUUAGGUUGGAAAAUACAGAAAUUUGCAAAAACAUUGUCCAUCUUAAAUUUUCAAUUCUUUGUCAAUUUUUCCAGUCCUCAGCUUAUUGUGUAACCGUUUUCGUGCACAAUAUAGACCCGAACAUGUUCUGUGUUAAUUUAGCCGGUGACCAUUGGUCUAUUACCUUAUUAGUCCAUCUUUCUGAUGAAAUUUUUCUCCAAUUUGGUCUCGUCUGCAUUAAUUCAUCAUGAAGUUGUGUUUAAUUGAUGGUUUAUAUUAAGCAUUUCUUAAUUUAUUGCAUUAGAAAUAGCUAAGGUUUUAUAUCGGGUCUACCUCAGGCACAAAGAUAAUGCUCAUCAUCUUAAAAACAUAAAGUAGUCCAAUUGUUUGGAGGGUCCGGCGUUUUCUAGGUAGAAUGCAUGAAAAGUAAGAUGACGGAAUGGAAUUGAUUCCAUUCAUUAUUCUACCUAGAAAGUUACUCUAAUUAAAAAUAUAGCAAUAAUAUGUUCUAUUAAGGUCAAAAAGUGGGAAUUGCUGGAAUUUUACCUUUUUGGUCCAAGUAACGGAAUUGAAAAAUUCGCCAUUUUGCCAGUCUGGCUAUCAUGAGAUAAAUCGUCAACCCAUCCAGUGCUGUAUGGGGCCAUUCGGACAUUAUUCACACUUUUUAAUAAUAUCCGGAUUUUGCAAUUCAGGGCCUGAACGGGUCUGAAUGUGGUUCAGAUGGUUAAAACCUGGACCCGAAUGCUUUAAAUCCAGGCCCGGGUUUAAAAAUAUCUGAACUAUUUAUAUACUUUUUAAUGGAAGGUGGCUAAAGACUUGGGGAGGUGGCCAUAUACUAAUUGUGGGGUGGUCAAUGCCAUGUCCACACCCUUAUUGUAUAGUUAUUUAGAUUCCCCCACCUGCCACAUAUGCAUGGAUUUCGGGGGGACACUAUACCCUUCCCCUGAAUAUUAUAAUUAGGGCCCCCACCCUCCACCAAUGGGUGGGGGCUGGAAGAGACACUUGGUCCCCCUGUUAAAUUAUAAUAACCCUUACCUCUUUAUUUAUUUUUUAUUAAAUAGUCCGCUGGCCACCAUUGUUUAUUUUAAAGUUCCCCACACAAUGGAUACAAGUGUAGGUUACGGAGGUAACUAUGCCUCCCUCAUUAUUUAUCCCAGUCACAAGUUUUAUACACAGUGGAUAUGCCUUUAUCCGAGGUAUAGGGUAUAGGGAGGAUUUAGACAUAAUGGGGGCUCUUAUUGACUCCUAUAGCGUUUUUAUUUUACUUUUUUUAAUGUACCAGCUGGCUGACACAUAAUUAACCCUUGCAAUGCUGAUGGUUGUUUAACUAUUUGGCAUCUGGCUGUUCGCACCGCAAAUAAAAAAAAUAAACAAUAAUUUGUCAAUGUGAAUUCUGCUAGAUGCAUUUGGCCCCAAUUUUUGUAAUAUUGUGAAUCUUCCGGGUCCUAUAAUUAGUGCAGGAUUUGGAUGUGAAAUACUGAUUAUAAUCCAGACACCGAAUGCAUCCGGGCGAUUGCUGCAGAUCGCUCGGGCCGGAGUUGGUUUUAGUAAAUAUGAGAAUUGCCUUUAAUAUCUGCUGUUUAGUGAAUAAUCCUGCAGGUGUCCAUUCUGGAACACAAGAUGAGAACAGAAAUAAAUUAUAAAAUGUUCAAUUUACUGAAUAUGCAAUUUAUCUUGGAAUGUUUGUAUUUAAUGUCAUCUGAAUAACCUGCUCUCAUCCUACAGCUAAGCUGGACCCCUGUCCUUCCUAUGAUCCCUCCAUAUGUGCACGCAUCCGCCUUCCCCCCGGUAACUGCCAUAUGGACAACCAAUGCCAAGGAACUGAAAGAUGUUGCUUCUACUGCGUUGAUUACUAUUGCAGAAGGACAGUGAUUGGUGAGUCUGGCUCCAUGCUGCCCCCUGUGGAUCACUGAGUCAGGGCAUGUCAGGAUUCCCCAGGGCAAUCAGUUACAUCACUAAGUGUCACCAUUUAUGACUUAAAAAAAACCUAAGACAGAUUUGUGAUAGUGGGUGAAACAAUUGUCUUUCUACACCAAGCCCACCAAAGUACCUACCUAUAAGAAAUAAAAUGUCUAUUGCUGGCUAUGAUUGCAGAAGUCAGACGAAAAUGACCUCUUCACUCCACUGAUGCCGGUGAAAAUCCAGCAAGAUCCGCUCCAUGCUAUGCAUCACUUUUAUUGCUCCCACUAACUGCUUGACCCCAACUAUACCUAGCUAUCAGCAAUCCAAGCACCAGCUUUAGUGCCCUGCUAUCAGUACAUGAUUUGGGGGGCUAUGUCUAUCAGUAGAAGAUUUGGAGUACCCUGCCACAAGUAGAAGAUUUGGGGUGCUCUGCCAUCAGUAGAAGAUUUGGGGUGCUGUGUAAUCAGUAAGGAGGUUCAGGCAUUCAUUGUCAGUGGUCCAUCACACGGAGCCAUGCCCAGAUAUCCGUCCGUUGAGAUUCAGAGAGUUCCUACACUGCCUGAGAGUGAUGGGUGUUAUCUUCUAAAAACAGCUGAGUACUUGCUCUGUAAAAGGAAACGAGAGCCUCUUUGUGCUGUGGAUGACGACUCCCACAAUGCUAAAUCUUCCAUUAGUUAAGCUUAGAGUGAUGUGCAAUGUUAUGACCUGGAAUAAAAUGGGGUUUUAUUGGGAAUUUCACUGUUAGGUUUCUGCAGACACUGCGGAGGUGCUGGAUAUAAAUAAUAAAAUCCCUGAAAUCUCCACGUUGUAAGACUAUGAAAUGUAGAACUGCAGAAGGUGUGAGGUUCUAUAAAUGUCAGUAACACAAGCUGUAAUGAUGAAGGCUGCGUGAUUUGGAAGAUCCGUUUGGUUUUAUCAUCGUAUUAAUAAAUGAUUUUAUAAUAAAUUAACCAAUACUUUGCUUUUCUUCCAACAGAAAACUAAUCUCUAUCCGGUAACGAGUGACGGACGCUGCAUAGCACAUAGCACACUGAUGGCACGCCUCGUGAUCCGCCCUACUAUCUCUCCGCUUGGGCUUCCCAUCCAUUCAUUGCUAAUUACUGUCACUUGAUGUAACUGAUUCCAAUAAAUAGAAAUAUCAUCACUCCAUUGUGAGACCCUGCUUUCUGUGUGGGAUUACAGAUAGCACAUAAUGGGAUAUUAGAUACAAACAGAGAUAACAUUUAACUGCUCUCCACCAGCCCACACACUUCCACCCCAUCAUGGACUUCUUCAUGGUUAGAAAAGUGGUCUUCUAUAUUAUCUCCAUAAAAAUAUUACCUUUUGGGCUUUCCCACAUAUUGCAUGACAUGCUCAGCUUGGUCAUUCUGUGGCUGAAGUUGGGUUAGGAUUUCAGGAAUCUCAUUUGACCCAAGGUCCAUGGCCAUCACAGUAGUCGUACAUGAAAUAAACCCAUGUAUAAUCAGGUUAUAGAAUCUGUAGAGCAGCUGUCCAUCUCUCUCUGCCAGCUCAGCAUUCUGAAGAAAUCAAGGAAUUAGUAACAUGAAUUGGGGUGACCUGACUGUCCAUAAACACUACAGCAGCAGAAACGGCAGACGAGUGACUUGUA
Molecule: messenger RNA, 16399 nt
Organism: Pelobates cultripes (western spadefoot toad)
Lineage: Eukaryota; Metazoa; Chordata; Amphibia; Anura; Pelobatidae
Source: the annotation of a GenBank genome assembly